CUCCUGUUGCUGCGCGUAAAUCUCCCAACUCUCUCUAGAUUUCGUCUCCUUUAGAAUGUAAACAGUCUCGUAUCACUUUUUACUUCUUUCUCUCUCUCUCUUAGUAGACUCCAUCUUCUUCUGGUUUCGUGUUUUUAGACAAGGAAAGGAAACGACUUUGGUUUUCUUUCUUUGUUUGUCUCUUCGAAGACUCUCCUCCGGUUCAUCCAUCUCUUCCGGUUCCUCCAUCCUCCAUGAAUUUGUAUACAUGAGAGUUUAACAAGGCUAGCAGUUCGACAACUUGAACGCUAAUAGUUUGAGAUUAGAAGUUGAAUUGUGGUUGCAAUAAGAAGCUGAAGUUAAACUGUGGCAGUUCAUACAAGAAUUUCAAUGAUGGAUUGAAGGUAGAACAUCGAUGUGAGAAAUUGAAACUUUGAAUUGGGUGAUAAAUUAAUCACAUUGUUGCACAACAUUAAAACCAACUACGUCCUAGGAAAGGAGCAUGGCCACAUGACAAGGUUUGGGAGGUACUUUUCUUAUGAGGUUGAGGUUUUGGAGUAGCAACGGAAGCACUUUUAUACUACCAUGGAUCAGAAUAUUGAUCCAGGGUCUUUGUUCCUGUGGUUAUUGGUGGAAUUUUGAAUGAAACGGAUGCGUGUUAGUUAAGGUCACUAAUAUUGGAUCAGAGACUUCAUUGUCCCAGAUAGUUCAACUAGUGGGAGAUCAAAAUCCAGGGUCUUUGUUCCUGCGGUGAGUUCGUUAGUUCGUUUCUGUCGUAGGCCUCCCACCGCGCGGUCAUCUAGUAUAUUUGUCGGGUUUACUCUAAAUUCCGGUUCUUGUUGCAUACAUUCCACGGGCUUAAUUAAGUAAUACAUACUCAAUUCUAACUUCGCAUGGACUCCUAUGGGUGUUGUGUACUGUUUUUGGAAAAACAUAUUGAGACUUGGUUAAUGUACUGGUUUGAGUACGAAUUAGAAAUACUUAGCUUUGAGAACUAUUCAAAUGACGUAUAUCGUACGAGCGUCAAAACGCUGAUAGCUGACUUUGCAGUUGGAACUUAGGAACACAGUUCUGUCUAUAAGUUGAAAGGUCAAUUGGUAGAUGGAUUCUGUCGAAAUGGAUCACGACGGUGAGCACCUUACUGAAGACACAUCUGCUGAGCUUUUGCUUUUUCCAAGGUAUGAUAUCUUCGGGGAACCAGAAGUAGUUCCUCGAGUUGGAGAUCAGUAUCAGGUGGAAAUUCCAGAAAGAGAAAGGGAAUCGGACAACUUCAAGAAUACCGCAUCUCAUUUCGAAGCAGCUGGUACUAGUCAUUCUUCACCAAUGAGAUUAUCCAUCCCAGUUAUGUGGGUGUAUGAUCAAGUCGAUGAUAUCAAACUUGAAGGGAUAAAAUUGCAACGGGCCCCAGAUGGUAGAGUGGGUGCAAAUAGGUCUGAAAGGAAAGCCAGGCACAAAUAUUCAGACCAUAAAGGUACAAAAGCUAAAGUUGAACCUUUUCUGAAAUUGGAUAGUAGAGAAAAUAGUACGUUAGCUGGCAACCGGAUGGAUGCGGAUUUACCCUCAAUGAAUGAGAAAUGUAACUUAAUUGCCAAAAAUUACUGUCCAGUUCCAGGUUUAGUAAGCAAUUCCUGGAGGGAUGUUGAGAAGGAUAGAUUUCUCCUCGGUCUUUAUAUUUUUGGGAAGAAUCUUGUUCAGGUGAAGAAAUUUGUUGAAAGUAAAGAGAUGGGUGAUAUACAGUCAUAUUACUACGGGAGAUUUUUUAGGUCUGAUGCACACCGUCGAUGGUCAGAAGGCAGGAAGAUAAGAAGCAAAAAAUGUGUACACGGGCAAAAGAUUUUCACUGGAUCGCGGCAACAAGAACUGUUAUCACGCUUGCUUCCCCAUGUUCCCAAGGAGUGCAGAAAUGCUUUCAUAGAGGCGGGGAAGAAAUUAACAGAGUAUACUAUUACGCUUGAGGACUAUGUCUCUAUGAUGAAGGAAACAGUGGGCAUAGAAACACUGGUAGAAGCUGUGGGAAUCGGCAAGGGUAAGCGAGAUUUGACUGGCAUUUCAGACUCUGUAAGGAGCAACCAAGCUAUCCCUGUUCGUCAAGAAAUUCCAACUGGCAAAGAGUGUAACUCUCUUACAUCUGCGGAUAUCCUUAAGUUUUUAAAUGGUGAUUUCCGUUUAAGCAAAGCUCGAUCUAAUGAUCUAUUUUGGGAAGCCGUUUGGCCCCGUUUACUUGCCAGAGGAUGGCACUCUGAGCAACCCAAGUAUCAAGGUUAUAAUAAUGGUAACAAGAAUUCUUUAGUGUUUCUCAUUCCGGAUGUCAAGAAGUUCUCAAGAAAACAACAUGUGAAAGGAAAUCACUAUUUUGAUUCCGUCACUGAUGUUUUGGACAAAGUGGUAUCUGAUCCAACUCUUCUUGACGUUGAGGUAGAAGAAGCACCCAGAGAAAAUGACAACAAGGAAGAACAUGAGUGGGCUCCAGAGAUGGAUCAGGAUAUUCAUUCAGAUCAUCAACGCCAUUGUUAUCUGAAACCGCCGCUUGCAAGUUCUAAUUCAGAUCUAGUGAAGUUUACUGUUGUGGAUACCAGUUUGAUAAAUGGGGAAAGACCUUUCAAGAUGAGAGAUCUAAAAACCUUACCUGUUGAGACCAAUAAUACUUCUACUCCAUCAAGUAUAUCUAGAGAAACUGUUGGAGUAAGCUUUAAAGAGCGACUGGAUGAUCCAGGCUCAGUUGAUAUGUUGGUUGAUGACCCUCAGCAAGAUACUGUUACUAGUAGGCUGAGGAAGGGUAACUCUAAUGCAGAUAGUCUAGUUGGUGUUUCAAGGCAGUGUGUUUCACUUAAUGGCUCAGUUAUUAGCAGUUCUCCAAUGGAGAAUCACGAGUUUCAGUAUGCCGCAGUUAAUAACAACAAGCAUGUGGGGAAGAUGUCGAAGUGUAUAUUACAAAAGAGAGCAAAAUCUGGAGAGUCAAACUCUAGUGCUCUAGUGAAGAAACGAAAAAAAGUAGGUCCUUGUGCUAAUAAAGAGAGAAGCUUGAGUACAAAUAACAUAUCCACACAUUUUGGAGUAAAAGAAGAGGAGCCCUCUUCCAAUUUAGACUCACCUGACACCUGUGAACAUAUGGUUCCUAUAGUAUAUCCAUUUCAAGAUAAAGUAUCGACUGGUUCUUCAACUAAAGAAGACCGACAUGAUAUCAAUGAAAAGCUAGUCAGUCGGAGAGCUGAACAUCGGGCUAUGAUCGAUCUGAAUGCACUACCGGAAUAUGAAUAUGGUGAUCUCUUCUUCAUGGAGGAGAGGGAUUUCCAUUAUGAUGAAAGUACGAAGGGUUUGUCUCUUCCAGCUGAAGUAAUCCAACCAGAGGAUCUUCAAACAUCAGUGAGAACCUCAAAUGGUAUCUCUAGUGCCGAGGAUCAGCCUACUCUUAAUGCCCGCCGACAGAGUUCAAGAAAUCGACCGCUAACCACAAAAGCAUUGGAAGCUCUGGCUGGUGGGUACGUAACCACAAAUAGGAAAUCAAGGGACAAGAAAUCUUUGUCAAGAGAUAACUCAUUUACAAGGCCCUCCCCUCGAGUCCGUGCAAAGGGUUGUGUUGCUACAGGGAGUGCCAAUACCAAGGUGGAUGAGAGGGUUGAGGAAGCAUGCAGUAGUAACACUGACAUGCUUAGGGAAUCCCGUAUUCGGUCUGAAAUAGAAGGAGGUGAUAAGUUAAUGUUGAGCUUGAGCUUGAGUCUGAAACUUCCCUACAAUUCUGAAAUUUUUGCUGAAAGAUACAAUCAACCUGGCUAGGGAGUAGGGACCAAUCUUGCUGUUCCUGGCUCUCAAGGGUUUUCUUUCAGGAUAUCAGGUUGUUUCUAUAAGAGUGAGAUCAGAUUAGCUAGUCAAAAUAUACCCAUGAACAUAAAUCAGGUUCGCCAUUUGCGCAUUAAGCAACACAGCAGUUGUCUGUGGCUUUUUCUUACAUUGUUGAUUUUAUUGACGGGGUCGGUGCAUUGAUGUACAUUGGUAAAAGGUCAGGGAUUUUGAAUUUCAGGAAGGAAUAACUAUUCACAGAAUCUCUGUUGAAGUCGUUAUUGACAAGCAAGCUUGGGUGCUUCACAUGUUUUAAUUUCUCUAAUGAGAGGGUAUCCACGCCCAAGUAAAGAAACAACCACCAAUCUCGACGACAAAGAUAGAUAAUAUAGAAUUACAGCGUGAGGUAAUAAUCAACAUUUUGAUUGCCUCCUUUCUUUUGCUUUGCCCUUUUCUCUUUUUGGGUUGAAACCAUGAAAGAUAAUCAUGUAAGUGGUAUAUCCACAACUAUUAUCAGAUACUGCACUGAUGUAAUGAAUAGAUAUUACUACCUGUGAUGAUUCUUCUUAA
Messenger RNA from Papaver somniferum (opium poppy), 4326 nucleotides. RefSeq lists its product as uncharacterized. Gene Ontology annotation, cellular component: nucleus. NCBI's taxonomy places the organism in Eukaryota, Viridiplantae, Streptophyta, Magnoliopsida, Ranunculales, Papaveraceae. The transcript has 8 exons. The record is from RefSeq and is a predicted model, not a curated record. Gene Ontology annotation, molecular function: transcription corepressor activity. The coding region runs from base 1081 to 3753 and encodes 890 amino acids.